This is a messenger RNA of Musa acuminata subsp. malaccensis (wild Malaysian banana), 561 nucleotides long. NCBI's taxonomy places the organism in Eukaryota, Viridiplantae, Streptophyta, Magnoliopsida, Zingiberales, Musaceae. The record is from RefSeq and is a predicted model, not a curated record.
AUGGCUUCCGGUGACAACGGGAGGAAGAUAGUGAAGCUGCGGAGUUCCGACGGCAUUCUGUUCGAGGUGGAUGAAGGCGUGGCCCGGCAGUACUCGCAGUCGAUCGGAAACCUCAUCGAGGACGACUGCGCCACCGGAGUCAUCCCCAUCUUCAAUGUCACCUGCCGCAUCCUCCGCAUGCUCCUCGAGUACAUGGAAAAUCACGCGAACGCCACGAACAACGGCGUCUUCGGUGGUCCUGGCCCCGUCCUCGCCCAUAGGCUCAAGAAGCGGGACGCCGAGUUCAUCAACGUGGACAACGACACCCUCUUCGACCUCCUCGAGGCAGCGGAUUAUUUCAACGUAAGCAGUAUAUUGGAGCUGAUCGUUAAAACCAUUGCCGGUAAGAUGAACGAUAACGAUGAAGAAAUAAAACGAAACAAAGUGCCAGAGUCAAGGGCGAAGGAUUACUCGCCGAAAGAAGCGCCCGAAGAGAUCCGCGACACCUUCGACAUUGUUUGUGACAACACACCGGAGGAAGAGGAGGAGGUGCGACGGCAGUACUUCUGGGCGUUUCACUGA